Lotus japonicus is the source of this 1902-nucleotide messenger RNA. Its product is annotated as transcription factor MYB61-like. The record is from RefSeq and is a predicted model, not a curated record. The transcript is spliced from 3 exons. Bases 210 to 1397 code for a protein of 395 amino acids. Gene Ontology annotation, biological process: regulation of stomatal movement. Lineage: Eukaryota; Viridiplantae; Streptophyta; Magnoliopsida; Fabales; Fabaceae.
UCUUAUAUUAAAUUCAAAUCCUUUUUCUCUGAACCCACUUCAUUUUCUUUUCUUUCCUUCAUAUAAUCUCUUUCUCUCACUCUCAUAAUACUUUACCUGUCACACUCUGGAUUCAGUGCUGACAUUUCUCCCAGAAAUUCAACAAGCAAAAGCUUUCUGUUAUCCACAAAAUUUCACUCCUCAUUGUGUGUUAACUUGCAAGCUGACACAUGGGAAGACACUCUUGCUGUUAUAAGCAGAAGCUUAGGAAGGGUCUGUGGUCACCAGAGGAGGAUGAAAAACUUUUGAGACAUAUUACUAUGUAUGGUCAUGGAUGUUGGAGUUCAGUUCCUAAGCAAGCAGGUUUGCAGAGGUGUGGUAAGAGCUGCAGGCUUAGGUGGAUCAACUACUUAAGGCCUGAUUUAAAGAGAGGUGCAUUUUCACAAGAAGAGGAAAAUCUCAUCAUUGAACUUCAUGCAGUAUUAGGGAACAGAUGGUCUCAAAUUGCAACACAAUUGCCUGGGAGGACUGACAAUGAAAUAAAGAAUCUGUGGAAUUCUUGCUUGAAGAAGAAACUCAGGCAAAGAGGUAUAGACCCUGUCACUCAUAAACCACUGUCUGAGGUUGAAAAUGGAAAAGAGGACAAAAACAAGAGCCAAGAGAAAGUUUCCAAUGAAUUGAACCUCCUGAAAUCAGAGAGUUUCAAGUCUGAUGCAGCUUCGUAUGAACAGAAUUCCUCUUCAAUUGCCCCAAAGGCUUAUACAACUGAGAUGGAAGGUUCUUCCAGCUCCAAUUGUUCUAGUAAAGACUUGCUCCUAGACAGGUUUAUGAGCCAACCCCAAAAUUUGAUGGGAAAUUAUUACCCCCUUCAAAUGAGUUUUGCAUCCACUGAUAGUGCCCCAACCAAUUCAAACUCUUGUCAUUGGUUCAGCCAAAUUGGGAGGCCCUCUGAUGUGAACUCUGAAUAUGCUUCUAAUAUUAUGUCUAUUCUUCCCCCAACUAGUUCUUUUUGCUACAAACCAUCACUUCCCGUUCCCUUAGAAGAUAUUUCUACACCCUCUUUUGCUGUGAAUGGAUCCAAUUACUGGGAAGCCAGUGCUUCCAACAAUAGCAAUAGCAGCAACACAAGUGAUGGCAUUGGCAGCAGAGAGCUGUCAAGUAGCAACAUCCUUUCUUCUUCUUCUUGGGGUUUGACAGAUUGUAGCUCCUCUACUGAAGAAGCCAAGUGGUGUGAGUACCUUCAAAACCCAAUGUUAAUGCUGGAAGCUGCACAAAAUCAAACACCUUCCAAGCAUUUGGUGCCUGAUACUUUAGGGGCCAUGUUGCCUCAUUCCAAGCAGCAAGAAGAACCUUCCCAAAGUUCUAGUAUCUUUUCCAAGGACCUCCAGAAGCUAACAGCAGCCUUUGAAAAUAUAUAGCAGCAGGUUUGACAUGAAGAAAGAUUUUAGAGGCUCCAAGGGAUCUCUGCUCAUAAUACAUAGCAUGUUUGGUUCUGGGGUAGAAAGGGAUAUGACUUUCCUGCAGUUACAUUUUAAUAAAGCCACUGCAAUAACAGUUCCAUAGCUGCUUGAUCAAGAUUGAACUGUUCAAAUUUAAAUUCACAUUUUAUAUGUAUAAUUAAUCUCUUUAAAUCUAAGUGGUCCGAUCUUGAUGAAAUAGCUAUGGAGCAAUGACUGCAGUGAAUUUAGGAAAAUUCAACUGCAUCAAAUCCAAAUACAUACUGAUGGCAAUGUCAAUCCAAACAUGCUAUAAGGUGGGGUGUGUAACCAAAGAUUUUGCAUUUGUAUAUAGGUGUGUCACAGAAUAUUUCUUUCACCCUCUUUGCCUUUGGUAAUAUUUGUGUGCCAAAUCAUUUGUCUUAAUUAGCCUUCUAGGGUGUGGGUAGAAUUGCCUAAUAAAGAUUGCUCUGCCUUGUUUUUCUUA